CACUCUAGUCAUGGCGGCACCCCAAGAGGCUGCGGGCAGCGGGGCACUGGAAACGUGUGGUCUGGAGCGGAUUUUGGAGGCGCUGAAGCUGCUGCUGAGCCCGGGAGGAUCGGGCUCAAGUUCGCUGCAGAUUACAAAACAUGACGUCCUGUUGGCUACUUUAAAAUCUAACCUGUCGGCUUUGGAGGACAAGUUUCUGAAGGAUCCCCACUGGAAGAAAUUGAAACUCCUAAGGGAUGAAAUUGCUAAUAAGGCAGACUGGCCACAAGACUCUAUGGAUAUCACCUGGAGUUUUACCUCCCAAACUUUACUAUUGCUGUUGUGUUUGAAGGAAUCCAUGAUCCACCUUGCAGCUGAUUUCAAUCCAGGCAAACCCAACCCGAGGACUCCAGAAGCUGCUCCUGCCCUGAGCCCGGAUACACUUAGCAUCUCCCAGCAGAAGACUGUGCAGUCAGUUUUGCAGUUUGUCGUUACCCUGGGUGUCUGCCCCUAUCUUGUGCCUGGUGUUGGAGUCCCUUUGAGAUACAGGACAGACUUUGGUGCUGUUGUUCAGGACGUGGUGUGUCUCGAUGCUGCCCCCAGUGCAACCCGGAGACUGUACACCAGCUGCAGGGUCCUCCUCAGUGUCGCUCAGCACGCAUCUCUGGGGAGCUUGAUUUUCUGCCGCCAUUUUGGGGAUAUUGCAGCAGGUCUGUGCCAGCUGGGAUUCUGCCCAACCAAGAGGAAACCACCAAAUCCUGAGGAAGAGGUGUUAACUGAAGAGGAAAGAGCCCUAUCUAGGGAGGCCCUGAGAGACACCUUGGAUCAAGUGUAUCAACCGUUAGCAAUCCGAGAAUUACUUAUCCUCCAGGGAGGACCACCCCAGUCCUGCGCAGAUGGGAAGACCCAGGUCAGGGGUCGGGCCCCAGCUUGGCUCCGGCGCCUAUGUGGGGAGCUCCUCUCUGAAAGGCUGAUGAGACCAAGUGGUGUUCAGGCAGUAGUCCGGGGCAUUUUGGAAGGAGCAGGUGCUGGGGCGGCUGGUGGGAGUGAUGCUGAAGCCACAGCUGCUGACUGGAAGAAGUGUGAUUUGAUUGCAAAGAUUUUGGCCUCUUGUCCCCAGCAGUCUCUUUCACCAGAGGAUUAUUAUAGAGAUAUCUGCCCCCAGAUUUUGGAUUUAUUUCACUUUCAAGAUAAGUUGACAGCGCGACAGUUUCAGAGAGUUGCUACCACUACCUUUAUAACCAUGUCAAGAGAACGCCCACAACUGGCAGCAAAGUAUCUCCUUCAGCCGGUGUUAGCGCCUCUUCAUCAGUGUUUAAAUACAGCAGAGAUUCCAGAAAGCAACAUGGUGCCAGGGACCAUUUUGGUGACAGAAGAAGAACUUAGUAGAUGUAUUGAGGAUGUAUUUAAGGUGUACGUGGUCGGGAAUGAACCUUUACCAGUUUUGGUGGAUUCCCUGCUUCCUGUCCUGGGAGUGAUCUUCUCUCUUUACUGUUUUACCAAGCAGAGUGUGUCUCAUACAAGGUCACUUUGCCAAGAGAUCUUAUUAUGGAUUCUGGGGAAACUGGAGAGGAAGAAGGCAAUUGCUAGCCUGAAAGGAUUUGCAGGCUUGGACAAAUCUGUACCCUCUCUCCAUUCCCUGUGCCACUUUAGAGUGGCCAGUCAAGGUGGCAUUAUGAUCACCAUCAAAGAGGCCAUUUGUGAUGAAGAUGAAGAUGAAGCCCUGUACCAGAAGGUGUCCUCAGAGCAGUGCCAGGUAGAGCACCUCGGGGACUUGCUGUCCCACUGCCAGGAGUGUGGUUUGGCAGGUGACUUCUUCAUCUUCUGCUUGAAGGAGUUGACUCUCAUGGCUGUGGAAAAUGAAGCAGAGUUAAAAACAAAGCCUUUCUCCAGCAGAAGCCUCUUGGAGUUAGAGCAGCACCAAACUCUCCUUGUGGAAGGCCAGGAGUGGAAGCUGCUGGUCCUCCAGUUGAUGGCUGUUCUGUGCGAGAAAAUGUCUGAGCAGAUUUUCACAAACAUCACUCAGGUCGUGGACUUUGUAGCAGCAACCCUGCAGCGAGCAUGUGCAAACCUGGCCCAUCAGGCAGAGAGUACUGUGGAAUCACAGACACUGAGCAUGUCCAUGGGACUGGUGGCCGUCAUGCUGGGAGGAGCCGUGCAGUUAAAGUCAAGUGAUUUUGCUGUCCUGAAGCAACUGCUGCCUCUGUUGGAGAAGGUCUCCAGCACAUACCCUGAUCCUGUCAUCCAGGAGCUUGCCGCCGAUCUCCUCAUCACCAUCUCUACCCAUGGAGCCUUUUCCACUGAAGCUGUCAGUGUGGCUGCCCAGGGUACCCUGAACAAAAAGGAUCCAGAAGGAAGAAGAGAAGAGCAGCAAGAAACCAGUCACAGAAGAUGCAGCGAUGUGUCUCAUAGCCUCCUCGAACAACGGCAAAGCCGGGACGAAUCCAACCAAACAGGCCUGAAACCUAAUGCUCCACUGGUUCCUCAGGAGGACCGUGAGCCCAGUACCACUACAAAGCAAAAUUCUGGAAGCAUAAACACAGAACAGCUCCAGGAAGCUCUUUUAUCAGCUUAUGAUCCCCAAAUUCCAACACGGGCUGCUGCCCUGCGAACUCUUUCCCGCUGGAUAGAGCAGAGAGAAGCAAAAGCCCUUGAGAUGCAGGAGAAGCUUCUCAAGGUAUUCUUGGAGAACUUGGAGCAUGAGGACACCUUUGUUUAUCUGUCUGCUAUUCAGGGGGUUGCUCUACUCUCAGAUGUGUACCCUGAGAAAAUCUUGCUUGGCCUGUUGGCUCAGUAUGACAGUGGGGAAGACAAGCACACACCGGAGACCAGAAUGAAAGUCGGGGAAGUCCUGAUGCGAAUUGUCAGGGCAUUAGGGGACAUGGUCUCAAAGUACCGAGAGCCUUUGAUCCACACCUUCCUGAGGGGAGCAAGAGAUCCAGAUAGUGCUCACCGGGCCAGCAGCUUAUCCAACCUUGGAGAACUGUGCCAGAGGCUGGACUUCCUGCUGGGCUCUGUGGUUCAUGAGGUAACAGCUUGCCUGAUUGCUGUGGCUAAAACAGACCAUGAAGUUCAAGUGCGCCGAGCUGCCAUCCAUGUGAUUGUGCUGCUGCUUCGGGGACUCAGCCAGAAAGCUACUGAGGUGCUGAGGGACGUCCUCCAGGAUCUCUACCACCUGCUGAAGCAUGUGGUGCGUCUGGAGCCCGAUGACGUGGCCAAGCUCCAUGCCCAGCUAGCCCUGGAAGAGCUGGAUGAGAUAAUGAGAAACUUUCUGUUCCCACCGCAGAAGUUGGAGAAAAAGAUCACGGUCCUGCCAUAGAGGAGGCCCCAAGGACAUGGAGGAGGCAGAGGAACCAAGCAACCAGAGCAGUGCCCACGCCUUCCAGCAGGUGGCCCCACUGCCUCUUUGGUGCUGGUAAUAUGGCUGCCCCCGGAGGUGGCUUUAUGUCUCUGGUCAUGUGUGUCUUCAGGCUGACCUCCCUAAAGCAUCUGUGUAGCCAGUCUGCAUCCAGCCUGAAGUGGGUGCAGUAAGAGAAAAAUGAGUACAGACCCCAUUAAUCUGCACAUUUUUCACUGUCCUGUAGCAUUUAGAGAAGGAUUUCUACCUGAUGGAAGUAUAUUUUUACAACCGAUGGAAUUUGAUUGACCAUUCUCUUCUUGCAACUUGAGUAGAAGAGGCUGGCCACCCGUCUGUCAUAUAUCUUGAUAUUCUUUCACAGUGAGGUUGUCCCUCUUGUGAUGAGGAACAGCCAGGGCUAGUCAUCCUUGGCCACUCAAGAGCCUGUCAGGGACGGAGAUGCAGUUGGAGGUAGAGAGGGAAAGAAAUCGUUAUCAAAACAUGCAAAAAUGGAAUAAAAUUAUCUUGGCUGUAAAGAAUAACAGGUCUGAAUCUGGUCCUCUGCCAUUGAGAUGGAAAGCUAUGGCGCUGAGGAGGAUUUGAGCUCCAGAAAAAAGGAUCAAGCUGGUUGACUCAUCCAGAGAAGAAGGGUAAGCACUGUGUUUGUCCUCCCUGGCCAUUUUGUUUCACUCCCUCUGCUACUGUCUGCCCAGCGCUGCCUCGAUUAUAGGAGAAAAGAGCCACAAGCAUCUCUGAUGAGAGAGUUUGAAUCCUGCCUUCGGUCCUCUGCUCCCAUAGACAGAGGAGUGCUUAGACAGUGUGUUUGUGCUGAAUGCCUGCUGGAAAGUGCGUCGCAUAUUGGUGACCUGAUGCCAGGUUUUUUGAAGUCAUUUCACAUGUAGCACUCACUGUGGAUGCCUUUUUAUCUAUUUAUAUAUUUUGGCCACUGAAUUUUGAUUGCAGCUAAAAGAGGAGACAGAAAGGAGAAAAUGACUGACUGCUUCAGACAAGCCCUCCCCGUCGUCAGCAUCUUGGUGAGGCUAACCUGGACUCCUUAACCAGUCCUCAGCUCUGCAGGGCUGAAUUUUGUCACAGUACUUUACCCCCACUCUCUGGUGACCAGGCCCACCGGAACCAAAACACAAUUUCCCCAAACUCUCAGGUGACUGACGGAUCUGUCUACAAGCAGGCCCACUUGCCAGUUAACAGCAGGCUGUUUUCCUCUGGCCAGAUUACAGACACAGCCCUUAGCUUAGAACCUUUGUGGUGGGCAUCCUGUUAAAGAGGCCAACUCACAGAUAGUUGUGUCCCACAGGUUGGCCUAGUGAGCAGAGAAUUAGAACAAAGGCAGUUAGGAAUAUUUCUAUUCUGCUAAGGUACCUGGAUUAACCUCCAUUCUUCAAAUCAAGGGUGUCUAGAAAAAUCAGGAUUGGGUUUUCAAAUCAGAGGAGACUCUCUUUUGGACCAGCUGGAUAUACACUAGAAAUUCUUGUUCCUUGGACUUCUUCUAACUAGACUGCAUACAGCCCACUUAAGAUAAUCAGAUUGGAUCUAUUAGAGAAUUGGCUUAACUUACAACAGUAUUUGCAUUAAAUGCUUUCCAGUUUUGAGAACAUAUCCUAGUUGAUCAGCUUGAUGAGACUGAGAAACUCUCUGGUCGAAAAACCUAGUCUAGAGAUUGCCUCACCAAGCAUCCUAGUCCUUUAUCUCCUCUUAAUAAAUUGCCUCUUAAUUUGGAUUAUUUGGCAAGUGGCUAAAAGUGUUCUUUAUCGAUUUUGAUGGAAUCAAUUUCAGAGAGUAAUUUUUUCUGACCUUGUUACCAAAUUCAAGGGGAAGAUACCUUACUGAACCCUUCUAAACACCAAAUAUGACAAAAAUAUUCAAAGUUUUCAAAUUGUUAAACAAUUCUUCCAUGUUUAGAUAUAUAGAUAUAUCAAUAUCUAUAGCUAUAUACCUCCAUCCUUGGGAA
This is a messenger RNA of Camelus dromedarius (Arabian camel), 5285 nucleotides long. RefSeq names its product transport and golgi organization 6 homolog (gene TANGO6). Bases 11 to 3298 code for a protein of 1095 amino acids. The record is from RefSeq and is a predicted model, not a curated record. The transcript is spliced from 18 exons. Gene Ontology annotation, biological process: protein secretion. NCBI's taxonomy places the organism in Eukaryota, Metazoa, Chordata, Mammalia, Artiodactyla, Camelidae.